Messenger RNA from Lasiodiplodia theobromae, 1521 nucleotides. RefSeq names its product Major facilitator superfamily protein. Lineage: Eukaryota; Fungi; Ascomycota; Dothideomycetes; Botryosphaeriales; Botryosphaeriaceae. Gene Ontology annotation, molecular function: transmembrane transporter activity. The transcript is spliced from 3 exons. The record is from RefSeq and is a predicted model, not a curated record. The coding region runs from base 1 to 1521 and encodes 506 amino acids. Gene Ontology annotation, biological process: transmembrane transport.
AUGUCCUCUCAAGCAAGCCAGAAGAGUCAGAACCCAGCACCAUCCUUCGAUCAGGAUCUCGAGAAGGCGGAAAGCUGCACAGCCAUCCCAGCAGUCGAACAAUCACAGUCUCCGGAUGAAGACGACAGCCUAGUCUGGUGGGACGGCCCCGACGACCCCGCCAACCCACAGAACUGGUCUACACGGAAAAAGUGGCUGAAUAUUGGUCUUUGCUCCGCCAUCACCUUCGUUACACCGCUCGCCUCGUCAAUGUUUGCCCCUGGAGUGCCAGAAGUCCUGGAAACCUUCAACUCAUCCUCCCGCCUGCUAUCGAGCUUCGUGGUCUCCGUUUUCGUCCUAGGAUUCGCCAUUGGGCCGCUCAUCAUCGCGCCAUUGUCCGAGAUAUACGGACGCGUCCCCCUCUACCAUGUGGGGAAUGUCGGCUUCUUCAUCUUCACCAUUGCUUGCGCCGUUGCGGAUAGCAUGGGCAUGCUGAUUGCAUUCAGGCUGUUGUCAGGUUGCUUUGGAGUGACAUGCUUGACUAUAGGUGCAGGCACCAUCGCCGACACGAUGCCAACGGCGCAAAGAGGUAGGGCCAUGGCAAUAUGGACGGCUGGCCCGUUAUUCGGCCCGGUAGUCGGACCAGUGGCUGGAGGAUUCCUUGUCCAGGCGAUGGGGUGGAGGUGGGUGUUUUGGCUUCUCACGAUUUUGUCUGGAGUACUAACCGUAGUAUGCAUGAUCUUCAUGAGGGAGACGUACGCCCCGGCGAUCCUUAACCGCAAGGUCGCGCGCCUCCGCAAAGAAACCGGCAACCCCAACCUACGCUCAAAGCUGGCCAAGGACACAUCCCACAAAGAGUUGAUUAUCCGCGCAAUCGUGCGUCCCAUAAAGCUACUUGUCCGGUCACCGAUCGUGCUGGCCAUGUCCUCGUUCAUAGCAAUCAUCUACGCGCUCCUCUACCUCCUCUUCUCGACCUUUUCCUUCGUGUUUGGCGAGAACUACGGCUUCGGAAGCGGCACUGUCGGCCUUUCCUAUAUCGGCAUCGGCAUCGGCAUGUUCAUCGGCCUCGUCCUCGUCGGCCAGACAUCAGACCGCCUUAUUGGCAAGCUGCAAGCAGCAGGCAAGCCUACGCGGCCCGAGGACAGGCUGCCUGUUUGGCUCGUUGGCCCUGCUGCGCUCUGCAUCCCAGUUGGUCUUUUCAUCUACGGCUGGACCACAGAGAAGCGCAUACACUGGGCGGUGCCCAUGUUUGGGACGUUGAUCAUCGGAGUUGGAUUGCUUUCGUGCAUGCUGUGCAUUCAGACAUACCUUGUUGACGCAUUCACUAUUCACGCCUCGUCUGCCAUGGCUGCCAACACGCUCGUGCGCAGCACCCUUGGCGCCACCCUCCCUCUGUGUGCUCUCGAGAUGUAUGACGCCCUCGGCUUGGGUUGGGGGAAUUCGAUUCUAGCUUUCAUUGCGCUGGCUGUCGUUCCCGUGCCAGUACUUUUCAGCCUCUAUGGAGAGCGCAUUCGGAAACGCAGCGCCAAUGUACAGUUUUGA